AUGGGGUUACAAAAGGUAGGUGUAGAAAGGAAGCUACAAUUGGAAGAGUUAGAGUGUUUGAGGUUGGAGGCUUACGAUAAGGCCCGCAUAUACAAAGAAAGAACUAAAGCGGUGCAUGAUACGCAUAUCAAGCGGCCAGAAUUCCGAGUAGGUAAUUUGGUGGUACUAUACAAUUCAAGGUUGAAGUUGCUACCCAGAAAGCUCAGAUCAAGAUGGGAUGGUCUGUAUAUUGUUGAUAAAGUUGAGCCCUAUGGAGUUGUUCACUUACGUCAUCUGAAGUUAUACCAUCAUACCAAUCCUAAGAGUGAUAAGGAGGUGGAUAUUUUCUUCUUGAAAGAUCCACCAAAAGUUUGCAACUGA
Arachis duranensis is the source of this 360-nucleotide messenger RNA. RefSeq lists its product as uncharacterized. The record is from RefSeq and is a predicted model, not a curated record. Bases 1 to 360 code for a protein of 119 amino acids. The transcript has a single exon. Lineage: Eukaryota; Viridiplantae; Streptophyta; Magnoliopsida; Fabales; Fabaceae.